AUGAGCAAGAAAAAGCUGAGGAAAGAGCUAAAAAAACGUCAGCAAAAUACGGUUGACACAUCAAUAUUAAGUCCUAAUGAUAAGGAAUCGAGGAGAUCGUGCAAGAAACAUCGAACGAUCAAAUCAAGUGACGACGAUAUCGAGAAAGAAGUAGAGAUUGAUACAUUAAACUUUGACGAUGCGUUUGCCGCUGGUUUAGCCUUUGAGCAACUGGAAUCCUAUGAUGGAGCAUUGAUAUCAUUCCAGCGUGCGAUUGAGUGUCAACCGACUCAUUUAGGAGCUCUUAUGCACCUUGCAGACGUUUAUUCGGCUUCUGGACAGCUAGAUGAAGCUCUGAGUUGCUAUAUCAAGGCCAGUGAACGAGAACAUAACAAGGAGAACGCGUCGGUAUGGUUUCGACUAGGUUUGGCUCAUGCAGCAAUGGAUCAGCAGCUUGAGGCUACGAAAGCUUACCAUCAGUCGAUGAAUAUUAAUGCUCGAGCAUUGGAAAGUUUGAACAAUGGUGACGAGAAGACCAGGGAGCUGUGGGAGGCUUACGGCGUUACACUGGCAGCUCUUGUAGAAGCUUUUGGUGAGCUUGGAGAUCUGAACUCUGCGGUCAAAGUGUUUGAAGAUGCGGUAGCGAGAUUUCCUGAGAGUGCAAACAUGCAUUACAAUCUCGCAACUAUGUGCAUGGCAAGAAAUAAAAGCACUGGUGAUGAUGAGUUUGAUUCAGUGGUGGCUCAGAGCUUGGAGCGAGCGGUCAAGCUGAGCCCUGAAACGCUUGAAUUUGUUGAAGAUUUGGCUUUGUACUUGGAAGCGCAUAACCAGCAAUCUCAUCGAGUUGAUGAACUGAGAAGGAAAGCUGAUGUACUUGCGUGUACUAGUAGAGUUACAACUGCUACGAGUGAUGACGAAAACAAGCAAGAGCAAGGGUCUUGUAACAAUAUGGAAGAGGAUGUAAGUGAAGAGGAAGAAGACAAUGAAGAAGAUGGAGAGGAGUCAUAG
Molecule: messenger RNA, 987 nt
Organism: Peronospora belbahrii
Lineage: Eukaryota; Oomycota; Peronosporomycetes; Peronosporales; Peronosporaceae
Source: the annotation of a GenBank genome assembly